UGUAGAUCGAGGGCGGUCGUCGUUAAAUUGAGCGUUGAGCGGAGUGUUUAUAUACAAGUUCUUCUUAACUAAAAUUUAUUUUAGCUCAUCUCUCAGUUGUAUAUGGUCGGUGCUGGUUUUUAAUUGCUGAGCAGUGAGGAGCCACAAUGAAGUCACUCGGGCUUUUUCUAACGCUGGCGGCGUUUGUCUCGGCGUCGGCGCAGCCGCCGUACGCCGGACUGGCGGCGAGAGAGUGGGGCUCGGCGGCGGUGGCAGCGGCCGAGUACAUCACGGUGGAGCCGGUGGAAGAGUACCUACCGCCGAUAAAGCAGCCGUACUACUGCUCCCACUGUAACCCUGAACAGGUCCACAUUGCCUUUGGCGAAAAAUCCAACGACAUCGUAGUAACGUGGUCAACAUUCAACGAUACCCCCAGCGUGGUCCACUACGGUGUGGAGGAGUUGCAGCACUAUGCGUACGGCGCUAGCUCGUUGUUCGAAGACGGCGGGAACGAGCGGCGCCAGCAGUACACACACCGCGUCACGCUGCCGGAUCUGCAGUACGACACUAAGUAUGUGUACAACGUAGGCUCAGAGUACGGCGUGUCGAGCCUGUUCUCCUUCCGCACGGUUCCGAAAGGGAACAACUGGCCCGUGCGCGCUGCCGUAUUCGGAGACAUGGGCACUGAGGGCGCCAAAGCAAUGCCAUACCUCCAAGAGGAAUCCGAAAUGGGCCACUUCGACCUGAUUCUCCACGUGGGCGACAUGGGCUACGACAUGGCGACAGACAACGCGAGGGUCGGCGACCAGUUCAUGCGGCAGAUCGAGCCCAUCGCGACCAUGGUCCCCUACAUGACGUGCGUUGGCAACCAUGAAGAGGCCUAUAAUUUUAGCAACUACCGGGAGCGCUUCUCAAUGCCGGGCGGCACGGAGAGCAUGUUCUAUAGCUUCGACCUGGGGCCAGUGCACUUCGUUGCCAUCUCCACCGAGUAUUAUUACUACAUCAAAUAUGGAGUGAAGAUGAUCUACGAACAGUACCAGUGGCUGGAAAAGGAUCUGGCCAUGGCUAGUCAUAGGGAGAAUCGGACGGUGCGGCCGUGGAUCGUGCUGAUGGGCCACCGGCCCAUGUACUGCAGCAACGCCGACGACCUCCCGGACUGCGAGUACGAGUUCUCGCGCACCGGCAACCCCUUCUUCGGACACGGGCUCGAGCCGCUGCUGCAGCAGUACGCCGUGGACCUGGUGUUCUGGGCGCACGAGCACUCGUACGAGCGGCUGUGGCCCCUCUACAACAACACCGUUUACAACGGCUCGCUGGCCGCGCCCUACACCGACCCGAGAGCGCCUGUCCACAUCGUAACGGGGUCCGCGGGUAACCAUGGCGGUCAGGACCCUUUUACUGGCACGCACCCGCCGUGGUCGGCGUUCCGCACCGACGACUUCGGCUACACGAGGAUGGUGGUGCACAACCACUCGCACAUCUACAUCGAACAGACGUCUGUGGAGAGAAACGGCGACGUCGUGGACUCCUUCUGGCUCGUCAAGCACAAGCUCUCCUUCAACGAUCCCGACCACUAAUGACCUCUUUAUACCUAUGCUCACAAAUUGUUUAAAAUAUUCAUUUUCCACCUAUUAACCUACGUAAUAAUCAUUAAGCAAAGUACUCCAUCUGGCUGAUCAAGUUUAAUCCUAGAAUAGGGCGUCGACUAAAAGUGUUCAAUUGCUCAUUAUAUUACACCAUGUAGUUUGAGAUUCACAGAUAGUUUUUAAACAUUUACUUUUCUAUAUAUUGUUAGCCAAGUUCUGUACCGAGGAGCGGAAUGGUCGUAGAAAAGAUUGAAAUGGCAACGGCAGAGACCAAGUCCUUUUAUCGACAAUCGAUUGGAACGAUACCUAAAGGGGCCCACUGA
Cydia splendana is the source of this 1888-nucleotide messenger RNA. RefSeq names its product acid phosphatase type 7-like. The coding region runs from base 147 to 1556 and encodes 469 amino acids. Lineage: Eukaryota; Metazoa; Arthropoda; Insecta; Lepidoptera; Tortricidae. The transcript is spliced from 11 exons. Gene Ontology annotation, molecular function: metal ion binding; acid phosphatase activity. The record is from RefSeq and is a predicted model, not a curated record.